Molecule: messenger RNA, 171 nt
Organism: Cooperia oncophora
Lineage: Eukaryota; Metazoa; Nematoda; Chromadorea; Rhabditida; Trichostrongylidae
Source: the annotation of a GenBank genome assembly
AUGUUCGAGGAGAAACUCAUCAUCGGUGUGGCUUCGGCCUUUUCCAUCCUGACCAUAGCCGCAUGUCUGAUCGUGAUUCCAUCGCUCUACAAUACCAUCAACGAGAUGCACGAUCAGGUCCUCGAAACAGUCUCUAAAAGUCGUCGGAAUUAUGGAGUUAGUCCGAUGUGA